Messenger RNA from Echinostoma caproni, 399 nucleotides. Lineage: Eukaryota; Metazoa; Platyhelminthes; Trematoda; Plagiorchiida; Echinostomatidae. The record is from the annotation of a GenBank genome assembly.
AUGGUGGAGCGUUUCCAUAGACACCUCAAGGCUGCCCUGCGGGCGUCAGAAAACCCGCGCUGGUCAGAAGCCUUGCCGUUGGUCAUGCUAGAGGUUCGAGCUGCAUUGAAAAACGAUUUAAACGCAUCACCAGCCGAACUAGUUUACGGUCGUUGUCUACGUCUACCUGGCGAGUUAGUCGCUCCACUAAAACCGACCGAUUUCGAAUAUGGGGAUUUUGUAGAGCGCCUUAAGCAUCAUAUGCGCCAGCUUAAACCGGCUCAGACGAGGGAGCGGGUGGUGCGGGUUCAUCAACCUGCAGAAUUAUCCACUUGCCCUUAUCUCAUAACAGUACAACAGUCGUUGAGGUUUCGUGAUAUCAGUCGUGCUGCUUUGGUUUGUUACCUCGCCCGUUGUUAG